Molecule: messenger RNA, 2151 nt
Organism: Culicoides brevitarsis
Lineage: Eukaryota; Metazoa; Arthropoda; Insecta; Diptera; Ceratopogonidae
Product: protein eva-1-like
Exons: 11
Coding region: 1-2151 (716 amino acids)
Molecular function (GO): carbohydrate binding
Source: RefSeq, a predicted model, not a curated record
AUGAGUUUAACCAAGUGGAUGAAUCAAUGUUUUCAUUAUUAUUACACCAACAAUAAUCGAAUAACGGGUACAUCAUCACAUGACGAUGAUGAAAAUAGAGUGAAAUCCGGAGUGCUGGCCGCCGCUGUCGAUACUGCAUCAUCAGCAAAUAAUAACAAAUAUCCUCCUAGUACAAAUAGUAACACUAAUAGUGGUAGUUGUAAUAAUAAUAAAAUUACAUUACUAUUGAUUUUAUCAAUUAUUUCCACAUCAACUACUGUACAUGCGGCAGCAGACGACUACUUUGAGAUACGAGUCGAUCCAUUAGCAUUAUUGUCGGAAACAUUGCGACAAUUUAGACGAACCGGUUGUGAAAGAGCAUUCAUUACACUGAAUUGUCCUCGAGGUACCAGCAUCUCCAUAGACAUUGCACAGUACAAUAACAUCGAUGAGCAAAAGGAAAUCGAAUGUCCAUCAACAACAGGAUCCAUAACGGACAGCACUCUGUCGAACGUGGUUCACAGCAAUGCAGAAGUUGAAAUUAAACCACCGGAAAGUUGUAAUUGGCCACGUGCAAUCCAGUACUCGUUGCUACAAACUGUCGUUGAGUCGUGUCAAAAGAAGCAACAUUGCCGUUUUAAUGCACCACCAAGGACAUUCGGAGGAGAUCCGUGCCCAGGCAAGGAACGCUACAUAGAAAUCGUGUACAAAUGUCGUCCAUACGAAUUCCGCAAAAAAGUUGCUUGUGAAAAUGAUGUUGUACAAUUAAUAUGCAACCCAUACUCCCGAAUUGCCCUCUACAGUGCCAGCUAUGGGCGUACGGAGCACGAGACGCUGCAGUGUGCUAACCCUGCCGGAAUAAGAGAAGAAACAUGUCUCGCAACACGCAGCACAGAGGUUGCUAUGGAUAAGUGUCACGGGAAACGCAAGUGCAAUAUCAAGGCAGACUCACAACUGUUUGGAAAGCCAUGUAGUCCGGGCUCUUUGAACUAUUUGAAGGUUGUGUACACUUGUGUUCCUCGUAAAGUGCUUCAAAACCAAUUUAACGUUUCCGAGGCAGAUGAACAAAUGCAUUCGGAUGUGGAAAAUGAACAGGAUGAAUUUUACAAUGACGAUCAAGUGUAUGUCGGCAAUGAAGCACCGAAAUUACAAGCUCCUCCGUCCCAUACAGCAACAGCAACUGUGAAUGAUACAUUGGCACAUCGGCCAUCCAAUGCCAUUUUAAUAGCACAACAACCGAAACAGAAAACAAACGAAGAGACACUUGAGGAGAACCAAGAGCGUUUCUUUCUGUACCUCAUUUUGUCUGUCUCGACGGGCAUCUUGUUGUGCCUGCUUGUCAUCAUAACGCGAUUCAUCAUCAAUCGCCGCCACAAUGACGACUCCGAGGGCAGCAACGGUGGGAAAAUUCCGGCAUCGACAACAGGUGAAACCGCCCUGUCUAGCAGCCGGGUAUCGGGUGACGUGACAUGCUUGGAAGCCGAAACAAAAUUUCCCGCACAAGAGCUGGAGACAUCCUACAUGCCAACUAUCGUACGAAAUGAGCAAUUUCAUCAUCAAGAUUAUGUUCUGUAUAAUGCUUCAUCAUGCUCGACACCACCACCGCCACACCAGCAACCGACAACGGCACUUCAGCAGCAGCCUCCCAUUGCGAGCUCAUUGUAUAAUCAAUCAAAUGUGUCACAGACUCCGUAUUAUUUUGUGUCUGCAUCAACGGGAAAAAUAAUUGCUAAUCCACAUUACUCGCAAGCACCAUCGAGUAUAUUGUCAGCACCAUCGCAGCAGCAGCAGCAAAAACAUCCAAUUGUCGGGAGUGCUGCUGCAAUUCCAAAUAUUGGUGUAUCGACACUUCCGCAUCAUCUAGUGGGUCCAUUGCCGCCGCAUUUUUACAUAAAUUCAGGCACGCUCCAGUCACACCACAUGAUGCGUCCCGCCUCGGAGCUAUCUGCCAUGCCGCCAACAAGUAUCCCGGCAGCAACGGCAACAACAACGUUACCCACGUCCUCAAUUGACAAACCAAUUACAUCAAAUAGCGCGACAUCUGUCACGACAUCAAACAUGACCGAAGGUCAUCCCAAUGAAAAUCCACAACAACAACAACAACAAAAAAUAUUCAGUAAUAAUAGUAAUAGCAGUAGUGAUCGACAACAGAUGCAAUAUUUUUACGGAUGA